AGCGAGGAGGGCGGGAGGAUUGCGCUCACGAGCCUUUGUGUUUCACUUCUAAUAUCUCACAUAUCAAUAAUUGAGCGCUGGAGCAGACGGACCCCACGCGCUAUGUAUUCUACUGCGCGCAAGCUCGGCAAGGGCCUUGAUCCGUUUUCCGUCGGCUCUUCCAUUACGGACUGAGACGGGAACGAGGGGAAAAACUGUUGUAGUUUUGACUUGAACUGUUGGGAAGGACUUCGUUUUACAGGUUUGGAGUGGUUUUGGUUUGGGAUUUGAGCGCGCCGUGUCUUUGCGAGAAGACUGCUGUUAGGUGCGGAGUGAAGUUGGCAUGAUGUUGACGUUGGUGCUAGGCGCAGUGUGGUUCGUGUGCCAUGCAUACGCACAGAACGAGACGGAACCCAUCGUACUGGAGGGGAAAUGCUUGGUCGUGUGCGACUCAAAUCCCACCUCGGAUCCCACUGGGACGGCUCUUGGGAUAUCGGUGCGCUCGGGAAGCGCCAAAGUGGCUUUUUCCGUGGUGAGGAACACAAACCACGAGCCGUCGGAGAUGAGCAAUCGAACAAUGGUGAUCUACUUCGAUCAGGUACUUGUGAACGUUGGUAGAAGUUUCGACGAGGAAAGGAGCAAUUUCUUCGCCCCGCGCAAAGGGAUAUACAGUUUUAAUUUCCACGUAGUUAAAGUGUAUAAUCGUCAAACGAUCCAGGUGAGCCUGAUGCACAACGGCUGGCCGGUGAUCUCCGCCUUCGCCGGGGAUCAGGACGUCACACGCGAAGCGGCCAGUAACGGCGUACUGAUUCAAAUGGAGAAGGGUGACCGCGCCUACCUCAAGCUGGAGCGAGGCAACCUGAUGGGCGGCUGGAAGUACUCCACCUUCUCCGGCUUCCUGGUCUUCCCUCUGUAGAGGAGGGGCACGCCACGGAGGGACUAUUGCUCUUUAGCUCGCCGGCUUGUGGGAGAUAGAAGGGAUAUGAGGGCGGAUGAGAGAUAGAAAGAUAGCGAGAAUGUAAAGAAAAGAUAUAGGAAGAGAAAAUUUAGUGUGGCAGGCUUUCAGUCGCACUCACUUUUGCUCUGCUGCUUGACUACAGCUCUGGACAGCCAAAACUUUUUUAUUAUCCUUAUGAUAAUUGAAAUAAUAUGGAAAGAAAGCAUACCGAGGAUCGUAGCCCUUCCCGAUCCCCAAUUCCCCCCUCUUCCUAAUCCCAUCACAAUCCACCCUCACUUUAAGGAUCGUCCUUCAACAGCCCAGACCCCCAUUUCACACAGGUCACAUCUUUGUAUAUUCUCUCCAUACGUACUCCAUACUGUGAGUCUCAAAUGCCAUUGUCAUUCCUCUCAGUCCAGUCGCUCCCUUCUUUUCUGGCUUCCUCCAGCUCACCCUUUCUUGUCUCUGAGAGGGCGUCUUUGCUCUGUCAUGACCGAAGGAUCUCUGAAUCCCCACGAAAAGACUGCUUACUGGAUAUAUACAUAUAUAAAUACAUAAAAAAGUUUCUAUAUGAUUACGAUAUACUCAACGCCUAACUGAAUCUGGUCGACUCUCUGUAUUUCUGUAUUUCAGUGUUAAUACUUAGUGAUUGUGUGUGGAUUUUCAGGCUGCUGUCCAACUACCAAUGCUUCUUGUUUUUGUUUCGGUCAAAAAUGUGGCUAAGAUGAAACUAUAUCAGAAAUACUAUAAAGUACAAAGUUUUAUUAUCAUUGAUUGUAAGAUAUAUGUGAAUAUUUAGCAGACAAAAAUCCUCCCUUUUAAUCAAUUAACCAUUGUUUUUUUUUCUUUGAUUCAAUAAAAAUUAAAUGGUACUUUU
This is a messenger RNA of Labeo rohita (rohu), 1793 nucleotides long. It is a transcript of the gene cbln1, whose product is annotated as cerebellin 1 precursor. The coding region runs from base 323 to 895 and encodes 190 amino acids. Lineage: Eukaryota; Metazoa; Chordata; Actinopteri; Cypriniformes; Cyprinidae. Gene Ontology annotation, molecular function: protein binding. Gene Ontology annotation, cellular component: glutamatergic synapse; synaptic cleft. The record is from RefSeq and is a predicted model, not a curated record. The transcript has 3 exons.